CACUGGUCAACAUGGAACUUCUUGGGUUGCCUAACAUUGGCAACACUUGCUUCCUUAACGCCACCCUGCAGUGCCUCCUGGUCCUGCCUUCCUUCUCAAAGGAAAUCCUGCACCAGGAACAACUCUGGAGCUCCUCCCCCUUCUCCAACCUGCUCAGGAGUCUGUCUGAUGUGCACCGUUCAGGUUUACCUGACAGUGUGGCAAACCAGGCCUCAAAAGCAGACCUCAUGUGGAAGGUCAAGUACUCCUUGUCGGGAUACGAUUUGAAGUAUCUGGGGGACACGCAACAGGAUGCACACGAGUUACUUGUCAAUAUGCUGUGCCAGCUGAAGGAGGAGGGCAUGAUUCUGAAGACACUCGGGAUGAACUAUACCUGCCCUGUUUCCCAGCUGGAGUUCCAGCUUGUGUCGGUGCGCACAUGUACCAGCUGUGGGCGCGAGUCGUCCACCAGAGAGGACUACAACCACCUCUCAUUGGACUUCAGCCCUGAGCGCACCUUGCUGAACAGCCUAGCACUCACUUUCAAAAGUGAACAGGUUGAAUUCACAUGUGAGGGCUGUAAAGGCCUCCACGCCUCAAAGGUGGAGCAGUUCCACACACUGCCUCUUGUGCUGGUUCUGCAUCUGAAGAGGUUUGGAGGACCUGGGGGGUUGGAGAAGCUGGAGGCUCCUCUUUUGUUUCCUUCGGAGCUGAGGCUCUCCACCCUCUGUGGGGACAUGGUGCCACACCUGCACAGUGCCAGCCCACAGGCCCUCACCAACCAGGCCCCCAGCAUCCAGGGGUCCAUCCCCCAGACCCUCGCCAGCCAAGUCUCCAGCCCACCUGGAGUGGCCAAAGACAGCGCCCUCUGCUGUUCAUAAGCAGAAGCCAGUACAGUCAGUGAAUGGUUACUACCAGCUGACUGGCGUAGUCUCUCAUUUGGGAGGCUCCGCAAACUCCGGGCACUACAUUAGUGACAUAUUGCAUGCCAGUGGAAACUGGUUCUGCUGUAACGACAGCCAGGUGUCAAUGUCCAAUGAAGCCACUGUGCUGAGGACCAGAGCCCGGAGUGCCUACAUGCUCUUCUAUAUGUUCAGGGCAAUAGAGCGGGAGGCCCCAGCACACAGGGCCUAACAGGGCCACCAGCAUCAGCCCCAGCCUAAACAGGGGCAGCACCUGGACCAGUCUCAAAACCCCCAGCCCAGCAACAGGGGCAGCACUUGGCCCAACAUCAACACACCCAGCCCAGCCUCAACAUGGGAAGAACCAGGCCCAGUCUCAACAUGGGCAGAAUAAGACCCAGCCCCAACACCCACAGACCUGCCUCAACAGGAAGAUUUAUCGUCUGGGAUUCAGGCCGGUCCUAACAGGAAACGUGACAAAGGGAAGCAGCUGUAAUGGAGCCUUCUAACACCCAAUCAGGUCUGGAGGAGGAAUGUCACAUAAAGAUUCAGAGAUGCUAUGAGAAUCUUUUGAAGUUACUCUCCAGUUGUAUUCCAUUUGAAUAAAUACAGACAUGAAAAUGCUGGGCUAUGGAUGUGACCUCGGUACUGUGAGUUGAGUAACGGGUCACCAAACGACCUAUGGGAACUCCUUCCCUUUAUCGUGAUG
This is a messenger RNA of Oncorhynchus gorbuscha (pink salmon), 1590 nucleotides long. RefSeq names its product ubiquitin carboxyl-terminal hydrolase 37-like. The coding region runs from base 12 to 860 and encodes 282 amino acids. Lineage: Eukaryota; Metazoa; Chordata; Actinopteri; Salmoniformes; Salmonidae. Gene Ontology annotation, molecular function: cysteine-type deubiquitinase activity; cysteine-type endopeptidase activity. The transcript is spliced from 11 exons. Gene Ontology annotation, cellular component: nucleus; cytosol. Gene Ontology annotation, biological process: G1/S transition of mitotic cell cycle; protein deubiquitination. The record is from RefSeq and is a predicted model, not a curated record.